Molecule: messenger RNA, 1735 nt
Organism: Brassica rapa (field mustard)
Lineage: Eukaryota; Viridiplantae; Streptophyta; Magnoliopsida; Brassicales; Brassicaceae
Product: rho GTPase-activating protein 3
Biological process (GO): signal transduction
Molecular function (GO): GTPase activator activity
Source: RefSeq, a predicted model, not a curated record
UUUUUUGCUUCAUAGUUCAUACGUUGGUUCCAUUUUUUUAAUUUUACGUCUCCAUCACACCUUCUCCCUAUCCACUAAACACAGAUCCCAAACCUGACAAAAGCACAUUAGUAAAAAAUAAAGAAUCGUCCCUUUGUUUUCACGCAAUAAUUCCCUUAAAAUCCCUCUCUCUUUCUCUCACAUUCAAAGCUUCUGCUUAACUCCACCAGUAAUAUUACAUUCUCUCGUUUUCUCUGGUAGACUGGAAUAAACGAUGACUACCUUCUCCCGAUCCAAGUCCACCGGAGCUACCGGGUUUACGGAUUCUAAACCUACCCGGCCCGGCCCUCACAUGUACGAGAAUAUCCACGGCGACAAGUACAAAGAAGAUCAUAGCCCUACAAGCAUAGACUACUACGACGUCUCCACGCCGUUGAGCUCACACGGGUCGAGAUCCGGGUCUGGACAGUUCACGAUGCUCGACCUUCUGGCGGCGGUUCUGAGGAAGUCGCUGGUGAUGUCUUGUGCCAUGGAGAGAGGUGGUGAUGACAUGGCUGCGUCUAUGGAUAUAGGUUGGCCGACGGAGGUUAAGCACGUGAGUCACGUGACUUUUGACCGGUUUAAUGGUUUUCUCGGUCUUCCCUCUGAGCUCGAACCGGAGGUUCCUCCUCGAGCUCCAAGCGCCAGUGUGAGUGUCUUUGGAGUAUCAGCGAAGUCGAUGCAAUGCUCUUACGACAACAGAGGAAAUAGCGUCCCAACGAUCCUUCUCAGGAUGCAGAAACGUCUUUAUACCGAAGGAGGUCUUAAAGCUGAAGGAAUAUUCCGAAUAAAUCCAGACAAUGCCAAAGAAGAGUAUGUCCGAAAACAGCUAAACGGCGGUGUAGUUCCACGUGGAAUCGAUGUUCAUUGCUUGGCUGGUCUAAUAAAGGCCUGGUUUAGGGAGCUACCAACAGGAGUGCUUGAUGUGUUGACACCAGAGCAAGUGAUGAAAUGUAACACAGAAGAAGACUGUAGUAGGCUCGUGACUCUUCUUCCUCCAGUUGAAUCUGCACUUCUAGACUGGGCCAUCGGUCUAAUGGCUGACGUGGUUGAGUAUGAACAGUUCAACAAAAUGAAUGCUCGCAAUGUAGCUAUGGUUUUCGCUCCAAACAUGACACAAAUGGCAGAUCCUUUAACCGCAUUGAUCCACGCGGUACAAGUGAUGAACUUUCUCAAGACUUUGAUCUUAAUGAACCUCAAAGAGAGGGAAAAUGCAUAUGCGAAAUCGCGGGGAAUCGAUAAACAAACAUCAGAUCCAUCAGAAGAAUGGGAAUCACACGACUCUGAGAUAUUGGGCCCUAAGAAAUCAAGCAACAACCCUAAGUUCUUGAGAGUGUCUACUCUUUGUAGGCUAGAGGCUGACAAUGAAGAAGAGUUUUGGAACACUGAGAAGAGACACGAUCAUAAUGAUACAGCUGAAACCAUUGGGACUGUUCAGAGGCUGUCUAAGUUAAGCAAAUCGACAAAGAAACCUCUUGAAAGUAAUAAAGACGAAGGUAGAAGAGGACGAGAAGCUUGGGGCUCACGUCUCUCUUCUUUGCCUUGGUAAAUUUUACUUACCAUCCUUUCGUUUCCUUUUUUUUUUCUGCUUUUGAGUGUGUAAGAAAAUAUUGUGAAUUAUGAUUAUAGGUGUUAAUUGUUUGAAAUAGGUAUAAACUAUAAAGUUUAUCCAAUAAACGUCAAAGAUGGAAAUAAAUGUUUAAGAGAUCAGAGGUUU